This is a messenger RNA of Striga asiatica, 426 nucleotides long. NCBI's taxonomy places the organism in Eukaryota, Viridiplantae, Streptophyta, Magnoliopsida, Lamiales, Orobanchaceae. The record is from the annotation of a GenBank genome assembly.
AUGCUAUUGUGGAUUGUGGAGACCAAGUGGAGUAAACGACUUAUAAGGAAGAGGAAUUUGUCUCCUUUGAAUGUUACCAGGGUGGAUAGAGGACUUACUAGAUUUCAGUCGAUUAAAGCAGAAACUCCUGGGAGCGCUUGUGGUACCGAUUCUUGUGGUAAGCUGAAGAUGAACGAGAUGGGAACAAGAAUGACGGUGACGGUUCAGAAAAAAAAACCUCAACAAAAGGAUGAUGUAUCAUCUGACUGGCUAGAUACAGCCGCUCAUGCGGUGGUUACUCUUGAGACAGUUGCUCAUGAGAUGCUUUCUGCAGAAUUUCAUAAGUAUAAUCAAAAGAUGUGGCAGUUAGCGUUCACCCUUAAGAUGCUCAAUAUGUCGCCUAAUGAGCUAAAGGUGCUGGUGUUUUUGGCUCUUUUGGUUAUAUGA